This is a messenger RNA of Diorhabda sublineata, 8932 nucleotides long. RefSeq names its product kelch-like protein 5. Bases 199 to 2031 code for a protein of 610 amino acids. The transcript is spliced from 7 exons. Gene Ontology annotation, molecular function: protein binding. The record is from RefSeq and is a predicted model, not a curated record. NCBI's taxonomy places the organism in Eukaryota, Metazoa, Arthropoda, Insecta, Coleoptera, Chrysomelidae.
GUCAGUGUUGACAUUGAUAUACUAAACGAACAACAGUUGUUUUGUUAAUUUACAAUUUAAUAGUUUUUUUUAUCUUAUUUACUAGAAUACUGGUUCACCGACCUUCCAAAACAAUUUUUUAUAAUGUUUUUUUACCUUCCCAAUUAAACAAAGAAAGUAUAAAAAGCGUUUAUACACAACUUUUGGAAGCAAAUAGAAAUGUCUAUUGCCGAGAGUCCUUCCAAAGAUUCAGGAAAUACAAGUUUAGAAGGUAGCAUUAAUAACUUGUCAGGUGAAUUUAGUAUAUUAUCCAUGUCUCUUUGUUCAACGGUCUCUUCAACCCUGGAGCAUUUCAGAUGCGAGGGUCAUGCAGAGCACAGUCUUGCAUGUAUGAAAAAUUAUUUACAAGCAGGAAAACUCUGUGAUGUCACCCUUAUUGCAGGAUCAAAUGGAAAACGAGUACAAGCACAUAGAUUGGUGCUAUCGGCAGCAAGUGAGUAUUUUUCAGCGAUGUUUACAGGAAGUCUUAGUAAUAAUGACGAGUCAGAAAUAACAUUAGUUAAUGUAAAUGGGGAUGUAUUACAAGCAGUCGUUGAUUAUUGUUAUACAGGAUGUAUAGAAAUCAGAGAAGACAAUGUAGAAACAUUACUAUCCACGGCAUGCUUAAUGCUACUACACGAAGUUGUGGAAGCAUGUUCUAGAUUUUUAGCUCACCAAUUACAUCCUAGCAACUGUUUGGGAAUAGCAGUAUUUGCAGAACAUCAGGCUUGUUCGAGUUUACUUCAAGAAGCAAAUGCUUACACAAGUCAACAUUUCAUGCAGGUAAUCAAAAACCAAGAAUUUCUUCAAUUGAACGUUGAUCAGAUGUCUGCUCUACUUAAUAACGAUGACCUGAAUGUAACAUGCGAAGAACACAUUUUUCAAGCUCUGAUGAUGUGGAUUCAACAUGAUCCUGAGAGUAGACGUCAAUAUAUCGGACAUUUAUUGGGAUUAGUCAAGUUACCUCUUCUAACUCCUGCAUUUUUAACAGAUCAAGUAGAACCUGUAUGUGAAGGUGAUAUGGCUUGCCAAAAACUGAUAAUGGAAGCUAUGAAAUGGCACUUACUACCUAAACGUCGUCUUCAGAUGUCUAGCGCAAGAACUAGACCAAGAAAAGCAACGUUAGGAAAAUUAAUCGUAGUCGGAGGCAUGGAUAAAAAUAAGGGUGCUACAACAAUAGAAAGUUAUGAUCCAAGAUGUGAUGCUUGGGUAGUAGCGCAUCACAUGAAUGGAAGGAGGUUGCAGUUUGGAAUAGCACUUAUGGGAGAAAAAUUAUUGAUAGUCGGUGGUAGAGAUGGCUUAAAAACGUUAAAUAGCAUGGAAUGUUUGGAUAUGGAAAGCGGUCAAUGGGCACAACUCACCCCUAUGAACACUCACAGGCACGGUUUGGGUGUAGCAGUUUUAGGAGGUACUUUAUAUGCUGUCGGCGGUCAUGACGGAUGGAGUUAUCUCAAUACGGUCGAAAGGUGGGAUCCUUCGUCUCGUAGCUGGCAAUAUGUCGCUCCGAUGCAAAAUCAACGGUGUUCUGCCGGUAUGGGGGUUUUAGGAGGUAAAUUAUAUGCCGUUGGUGGUCGGGAUGGUGCUUCAUGUCUUCGUACUGUCGAAUGUUACGAUCCUCACACUAACAAAUGGACUAUGGUAGCUCCUUUGUCUAGGAGAAGAGGUGGAGUUGGUGUAGCUGUAGCUAAUGGAUAUUUGUAUGCUAUGGGAGGACAAGAUGCUCCUGCUAACAAUCCAGCCGCAUCUAGAUUUGAUUGUGUCGAAAGAUAUGAUCCCAAUACGGAUUCUUGGACACAAAUGGCGUCUCUGUCGACUAAACGAGAUGCAGUUGCAGCUUGUCUAUUUGGUGAUAAAUUAUUUGCUAUAGGAGGUUACGAUGGUAGCCAUUAUCUUCGUACUGUCGAACAAUAUGAUCCGAAUACUAACGAGUGGAAUACGUUGGCGCCGCUAAUAACGGGACGCGCCGGCGCAUGCGUUAUCGCAGUUAAUAAUAGUGUACAAAAUAAGGAAUAAUUAUGAAUUUAAUAUUGUUUAUUUUGAAUGAGUACAGUUUGAUGAAACCGUAUACGACAUUGAUAAAUAUGGAUAAUGGUAAGAUGAGACACCCAGUUCAAGUUUCGGUCACUUUUAUUUCCUUACAUUUGCUUAUUUUCUUUUUUCAAGAAAAAAAUUUACAUUAACCCAUCUAGUACACGUGAAACAAGUUUUUUAAUAAAAUUUUUGCUUUGUUCAUCAUGAUAGUUGCUUUUUAGAGUGAUACAAACAGUCCAGGGCUUUUCCCACCUUUUUUUCCAUUGGAAUCAGAAUAGGCUUCUGUUCUAACGAUGAAUUUCUCAUUUGAAUGAUAUUUCUUUCAUUAGAUCUGAAAACAGUCAGUAGUCACUAGGAUCCAGAUCUGGAAAAUAUAGUGGAUGUGGAAGCAAUUCGGAAAUUCAAUUAAUUGCAUUUAUUUUUUAUAUAUAAUAUGUAGUACACAAAAAACAAGGAUUUUAUUCACAUUUUGUUUAUAAUAUGUCUUCUUUCUAGAGUGAUACAAUCAGUCCAGGGGUUUUAUCACUUCUCUAUAUCAUUUUUCUUUGUCUCACAAAAGGCUUCUAUUUUAGCGAUGACGUGAAUCCAUCCAUUCAGGUUUGAAACUAGCCAAUAGUCGCUGUUGCAAUCGCCUCUUUUCCACGUUGAGGAUCGUCAAUGCUUAUAAACUCCACAUAAAAGUCAUUAAAGGUUAAUUUUCCCGAAGAAAAUUCACCAAGCCUUUUCCUCAAUGAUAUUUUUUCCAAGAUGAGUAUCUAGGGAGUUUCUAAUACUUAAAUAAGAUUAAAUAGGAUUUGUCGCAAGAGAAGACGCCAUUACCUUAACUGGUAGCCCUAAAACUAUAAAAAACUAGGUAAUUUAGAAGUUAACCUAUCUAUCAAUACAUCCAGGGGUCCAAAAUUUAUGUAAAAUCGGCCUCUGUUUCAGCGAUGACUAUCGUUUGUAUAUUUUUUUCAUUAAGUUUGAAAACAACCAGUAGUCGCUAGGAUCCAGAUCUGGAAAUCACAGUGGAUGUGUAAGCAACACGAAAAUCCAAUUGCUUUUAUUUUUUAUGAAUGGUAUAUAGUACAUAAAAAAUUUUAAAUAUUUCGGACCCGUAGUGUCUACAAAAGUUGAAAUGUAAAUUUUCUUUUCAGACCAAGUCAUAUUUAGCCAAAAGUGGUUGAAGAUUUGCUGCCUAUCUUCUUCGGUGAAUAUUCGACACUAUGUUUCAUUUCACAAGGUGGUGUUGCUACGUCAAUUGUUCAUUUUCCCUCUAGAUAUUUUCUAAACCCAAAAUAUUUUUCACCCUUGAUCUUGCUUUCUUUCCUCUUCCAGGUUCCUGUGUCAGGUUUUCUUUUUGUUUGUAUGUAUCUUUCUUUGAUGUUCUCGACUAAUAUAUCAUUGUUUUCUUGUACACAAUCUCCCUCACCCAUAUCAAGAUAUCCAUAUUCGUUCUCUUCAUAUUCACUUUCUGAACCAAUCUCAUUUGGUACAAAAUUUUGAUCGUUAUCAUUACCAUAAAGAUCCCUGAAGAAUCAGCCUCUGUGGUAUCAAUAUCAUGUAGCUGUGGUUCAUUUUGCAUAGUAUUUAUUUAUUUAUUUCAUUUGUUAUAUUUACAGCUGAGAUAAAGAAACACUCAUAAAAACCAAGAAAAAAACAAAAAACCCCAAAUUUUGAAUCAAUUGGCGAGGCGUAGGAUUACUGAGUGUAUUGGAUUAUCGAGUAUCUACUGUAUUUGAUAAUUUUAAGUAUAAAUACGUUUCUGUCGUAUAUGGUUUCAAAUUAACAACAAUGAGCUGUUAAAAAAUGUUACUUUUGUUUCAAACUAAUUUAAAUGUCGAAAAACAUACAACUUUAUAAUUACGAACAUAUUUUGACAUGCUUUUAUAUCAUUUUUCCUUGUUACUACUUCGUUUUAAAGUGAAUACUUUUUCUAUUAAAAUUUUUGUUACACCAUCAUCUCUCUUUCCAACCAGUUUUAUUUCUUUGCAUUCCUGCUAUAUUUCGUCUUAAUUUCAAUUCAUUUCAGUUUUCAUCUGACUCUUUCACUUUGUGGUGAUUCAAGGGUCGGCGUGUGGUAUAGAAGGGCGAGGGCCUUCGAUCAGCGGGAACAUAAUAAAACCACAUCCUCAAAUCACUGGUAUAUUUUCAACUUACACAUUUAAUAAUGCUUACACUAUAUUAUGUUUACUGACCUCUGACAACACGUUGAUCAGUGAGUACAUUGAUUGCAAUGUCACUGUCGACAACUACACGUGUGUGUCUAUAUCUAUCUCUCUAUUUGCUGAUUCUCAUAUGUAUACAAAUAGUAAUGUUACUGUUUAUAAGGUGAACGUUAUAUAGAUACGAGGAUUAUUAUGUUGCUAUAUUCUAAUGGUACGUGUGUUUUUAUUGAGUUGAAAUGUACGUUUAUUGAUUUAUUGUGGUUUACAGUUAACCUCACUCUCGUUUACCAACCAUCACAACUACUUUUAUUCAGGGCCGGAUUAAGAUUUAUAAGGCCCGGGGCUAAAAUAAUGACGGGGCCCCCUUAAGGAAUUCGAAAACCCGGAAAAAUUCACAAAAUAAUAUCAAUACGUUAGAUUUGUGGUAUCAACACAUCAAAAAAUACAGAAUGAUUUCCAAAUGAUGAGGCCCUCUUGAACCUGGGGCUUUAGCCCCCCAAGCCCCUAGCUUAAUCCGGCCCUGCUUUUAUUAAAUUUUAAUUCCAGUUGCUUCUAUUCUGCUUCCCCCCUCUCAUUUAACUCAUACAUUUGAUGCACUUCCUGAAUUAGGUACUUGUUUUAAUUUAAAAUGACAUAGUGAUAUAUACUAUUUAAAAUCUCGAUCUUUAUACUAUUUUGGAAGUAUGGCAACGUUGUUUAAAGGUGAUAAUAUCCAUGAUAUAAUGUCAGACAAUUUGGUUAAUUUUUUUUUCGAGGACCACUUGAGUCUCCAUUAUUGUAGCUUAAUGUAUUACAUCACGUGUUUUUACUGUUUAUUUCCUUUAGUUUUUUUCAGAUUUUAGAUUGUUUGAGAUUUCUAGAUGUGUUUGCCACAUUGCAUAUUUUUUAAACGGCUCAUAAUUGUCCUCAAUAUAAUCCAAUAAAAUUGUGAUUUAAAUUACUAUACGAAAGAAAAACUUUUUUAUUCACUUAUAUGUUGAUUUUAGCAUAAAUUUCAAGAAUAACUUUUUAUGAAAAUUGGUCAAAAUAUCAGCUUUGAUAACUUUUGACGUAUUGGCCAGAUAUUUGUACUAAACGAUUUAAGGGUAUCUUUAAAAAUUUAUAAAAAAUCCAAAAAAGUGAUUUUUUACCUUAAUCAAAGUGAAACAAAUAAUUUAUUCGAUAUUUAUGAACAUUUAUAUUUUUAAAUAAUGUAAUUCUUCACUUCUAUGGCAAUACAAAUAUUAUGUCUUAUCUAUGUACGAUAGAAAAUACUGCAACAGGAACUUUUGUUGAUGAUACAGUCAUUUUACCAGUCACAAAGAUCCACCUCACCUCCAACACCACCUAAACAUCUAAAAAGAUUGUACGUGGAAGUGAAAAUUUAAACUGUACAAAGAACAUUCAGUUUUUCUAACAACCACUAUAAAAAAUGUAAAAAUACAUGGUCAAAAAGAUGAACGAAUGAAUUGAAAUUUGAGCUUCAAAAAGUUAUUUUAGUUCCAGUCCAGAACUCCUCUAUCCAUUAGAUCUCCAUGUGCCUCCACCUUCCAGUAUAGAACACCUCUAUAUAUUAGAUCUAUUUGUACCUCCACGUUUCAGUCCAGAACUCCUCUCUCCAUUAGAUCUCUUUGUACCUCCACGUUCCAGUCCAGAAUUCAUCUCUCCAUUAGAUCUCUUUGUACCUCCACGUUCCAGUCCAGAACUCCUCUAUUCGUUAGAUCUCUCCUUGUGCCUCCCAUUGCACAUAUCAUCUCUUUUUGUGUCUCCCUUUUUUUCGUGUUCCUGUCAUAUUUAUAUGAGACAUUUUCUUUGCUGUUCUUGUUUCUGGUAUUCUUUCAAAGUGUCCCAGACAUCCUAGUCUCCAGGAUCUUAUAAUUUCGCUAAUUUCUUAUUCUUCAGACUCUUUAUUUCCUUGUCUGUCCUUUUCCAUAUGUCUUCCGUUUUCACUUUCCCAAUUUAUUUUUCUCCUUUUUAUUUAGUUUCAACCUUUCGCUUGUAUGAAGUACUGUCGGUUAAUUAUAAAUUUUUUAAACAUAUGCCAAAAUCAACUUAUAUUGAAAAAUUUAAGUCUGCCUUUCAUAUUGUAAUUCGAAAUUUCAUUUUAUUGCUCAACUUGUAUGUUUUUCAUCAAUUUUUUUUUUAUAUUAAGGAUAUUUUAAACCAAAAGACUGAUAAAAUCCGGUCGCAUUUAUUUAUAAGUAUUAAGGCUGAAAGUGUACUAAAUAAUGCCUAUUUUACAGGAAUACUCGAUAGCCUAACAAAUGGAAAAGGAAGAAAUGAAAAUUUUGUAUUCAUCAACUUUCUGUUCAUCGAGUUCUGUUUUAAUGGUUUCAGCUAAUAUUAAAAUUUUAUCUACAAAUUUAUUGACAUAUAUCAUUUACUAUUGCCUUGAAGAGGGUUAAUCAAUUCAAUUAUCAAUGCAAAUAUUGAACUUCUCCUGUCUUCAGACUAUUUCAUAACACUAAAGAAUAGAAUUUCACCACUGAAAUCAAAAUCAUAGGACACUUUAUUAUUUUGUUUCUGAUGUCAAACACAAGAAUAUCUUGAUUCUUCUAACAAGAAAUAUUUCAAUACCCGGUCAAGUAAAGCAAAAAAAAGUUUUCCAACCAAAUUUUGUUUUAUUCAUUAAAAUACAUUCCUUAGAGAGUCUAUUUCAAUACGGCUUUCUCAUGGGAUUGAAAUUUCUUUCCUUGGAGCAGCUUUUCAGAUCCUUUGUAAUCGCUUGGGACUAAAUCUGGAGUUUAUGGUUGAUGUAGAAACAAUUCAUAACUUUGAGAAAGAAAAUCUAUUAUUUUUGUUCUACAUUUGGAAAGAAGAAAAUAGUGUAAACACUUUCACAUGAUAUCUUUGUCAUGUUUCUAAAUGUCAAUUGGCAGUUUUCCAUCACAAUUUUAAGGAAUUGUUUCAUCUCCUUAUACCAAUCAAUUAUAGUUGACGUCCCCAAAGAAAAGUCACCAUAACACUUUUCGAGCCAAACAUUUACCAUAAUGGUUAAACAGUUAAUAGCUGCCGUUUGAAAGAUGGUACUUGAAAGAGAAAAAUAGGAUUUGUAGUGACCUUUAUCCAUCAAAAUUGAUCGAUGGUACAAAUAUCUGAUCUCUGUUAGGUCCCAGGAAGAGAUACUCUGAUACUUCUUUAUCAGUGGUAAUUGGUGCAGGCCAUGUUGUCAUCUACUUAAUGUUUUUUCUUAAUAAAGAGGAAUUCCUUCCUUCUUUCAGACAACAUUAUUUUGAUUAUUGAGUCCUCGACUAUUUAUUCCUAGAAUUAGAUUUUCAGCUACCAAUUUUGUACAAACAAGCGUUGUCCAAAAAAAAUUCAAUUUUAGCAUAUAUAUGUGUAAGUUUCCUGUAAAAUCAGCAUUGUGUAAUUUUGACAUUAUUUACCGGUUCAGUCACCCUGAAUAUAUAAAAUAUAAACUUUAAGAUGUGCUAAAUAUCUUAUCUACAUUUAUAUACUUAGUUGUAAUAUUCCUCCUUUAGGUCCUUUCAUUGAUUCCGACAGAUAUCUGCAGUAGUAGUAAUUAUAGCCUACUAUAAACUAUAAUUCAUUUUAGCACUUUUCUUCACAGCUGUGACUUUUCCUCCAAUGUUUUUGUGAAAAUGGAGAAAAAUUUAUCCAUUAGAUAUUUUUUCACAAAAUCAGGGCAACAAUAGGUUUCUACUACAGUCAUAAUUUCACUUUCUUUCCUCUUUUUACCCUACUGGUAUUCAAUGUAUCACUAUAUAUUUAUAUAGUCUCCUCACUCUUCAUGCUUGUUUCUUUUAGAUUCCUCUUAAUAUGUCUUCACCUUCCUUCUUUAAUAUUCAUGUCUCCUAUGUAUGUUAUUUUUUCUUAACGGAUACUCUUAUGCUUCCAAACUUUUCUGCUUCAGCUAAACAUAAAUUAUUUGUCUCUAGUUGAUAUAAGGGACAAAUUAUAUUCUGUUAUUUCUCUUCUUCCAAUUUUCUUAUUGCUUCUUUAAUGUCUCUAUCAGAGUUAUGCCAUCUACAAAAACUAGACGUUAAUCAUUUUAAAUGCGAAAGUAGACAGUUUAUUGGAAUAUUCUUAUAAAAUAAUUUUAGUGCCACAGAUUUAGCCUGACGCAGAUCUAGGAUAAAAUGAUGCAGACAUAAACACUAUAGAGUUAAUCAUCGGAGUGAUUGAAAAGACCUAUCAGUAAAUGAUUUUUAUUUUAUUUAAAUUCAAAAUUUAAAAUUAAAUUUAAUGAUUGUUGUAACGGCUAAUUUUUAUAUGGGAUCGUUUGAUACCUAAAACGUUUUAUUGAUUUGAAAAGAAGUUCCUCUUCAUCAAAAGUGAAUCGUCUAAAUAUAUACAUCCGAAGAUUCUUUUACAUAAUUUGUUUGAGGCAUUUAUUUGUAAAAGUUUUGGGUGAGCAAGCUCCAAUCCAAAUGUGUCUCAAGUGAAAACUGUAAAAGGAAAAUUUUUGGGUUAUUAGUAAAUAUUGAUGACAAGAAUUUUAGACAACCUAAAUCAAUCAUUUUUUUUUAUAUUUUACACAUUGGGACAAUUAUUUAACUGUGUGUUCCAAACUGGAUUAGUUUAAUUUUUUUUGUGUCAAUAGCAAUAAAAUUUAAUCAUACAUAAUCCCUUUGAACAAAAUCUCAAUCGUUUCUGUGAUAUAUUUUGUUUCCAUUUUUUUUAUUAUUCGGAAAAUGUUAGAUGUUUAAGAUAAAUAUGUGAUAAAACCUUUGCAACAGGGCUCGUUCUGGUAACCAAAAAUGUAAUUUAAAAAAAAAUAAAUGUUUUUGAAUCAA